Molecule: messenger RNA, 1494 nt
Organism: Aspergillus saccharolyticus JOP 1030-1
Lineage: Eukaryota; Fungi; Ascomycota; Eurotiomycetes; Eurotiales; Aspergillaceae
Exons: 1
Coding region: 135-1328 (397 amino acids)
Source: RefSeq, a predicted model, not a curated record
AAAACCUGGAAAAAACCAACCACCUUGACUUUAAACAUCUGAUAAGGUUGAUUCAGGGUUCACGCACACGCGACCACGUUUUCUGGAAGCAUCGCUAAGAUUCGCUUCGGAGGCCUCUGUGUUCCGCGGUCAAGAUGAGCGAUCUGGCCAGCUCGCGCUGGGCAUCUCUGGGCCCCAAUGAGAACGCGACUACAAAAGCCGGCCACGGCUGGACCCACGAGCGCAAUCGCAAACGGGCCAGCAACAAGGCCCAGCCCCAGCCUUCCAAGGAGGCGCCUCCUCACCAACAGCUCGACCCUGCUGAUCUACCCACUAUCGCUGCGCUCAGUCUCACCAGCAGCAGCGGUAGCAGCAGCAGCAGCAACCCCCACGGGGCCUCUGCACCCCACACGAACCCCAAAAUAUGGACCUCGUCCCCGCGCCCCGAGCCCAGCAACAGCAACAGCAACACAGGCACCGCGCUCACCCUCCACCGACUCCCACGGGUUGUCGGGGGGGCGCGCGCCUCCCUACCCAACGAAUGGGCGCAUCUCGCCCGCAGCGCGCCGGACCCCAAACCCGAGUCUUCCCCUUCGCCCACGCGAAAGAGCGUCGCCAAGCGGCCCAUCCGCUCCCUCUCCGCGGCAGGCGAGAACCUCUCGCGGUACCGACGGAUCCGGGUGCGCAUGGAGUGGAAGCUCCGGUACCUGGUGGACGGGUACCGGCAGGCGACGGAGACAGACGCGCCGGCGGAGCGGGUCGCGGUGGCGGAGCAGAUGUUCAAGCUGGACUUUUACGAGUACUACUCCUACCUGGAGCGGGGGAUCGUGCACCUGCUGCUGGUGUUUGAUAUCCGGAUCUCGCGGGACGCGCGGCCGAGUGGCCGCAGCUGGGCGGAUGAGGUGGAGCAGGAGGCCAACGGGGGCGGGCAGGGGCAGCAGCAGCAGCAGCAUCGGUACCACGCGAACGUGCUGGAGGCGCUGCGGGACGUGGAGAGUCCGUUUUAUGAGGUGCUGGGGUCCGGGGAGAGGUUCGUGCAGCUGCAGAAGGCGAAGGAGCUGCGCAAUCGCUGGAAGUACGCGGAUAUGACGCCCGCGGAGCGCGAGCGCGACCCGCAGACCUGGCGGGCCUCGUACAAGGCGUGGAAAGACGCGUUGAUCCCGCUGCAGAGCUACGAUUUCGAUACCAUCUUCGUGCAGAUCCUCAUGGGGCUGACGGAGGCGGCGGAGAUCGCGCAGCAGCGGGUGGAGGAGGUCAGUCGCGCGGCGGGCCAGGAGGAUUCGGGCAGUGAGAGUGAUCCCGAUGAGUGGGACUUUCUCGUCGAUGCCAUGGACUGGGAGGCUGUUUGAGAAGACUGACUGCUGUGGUCUGAGACUGUUCGUGGAAGUGGCUUUGCGGGCCUUAGCAUGAAAUAAAUGUCGGUACCCUGAAUUAUUCUUUGGUGUUGAUGAUGAUGAAUCAUGCAUCUAUCUUUUUUCUUGUUUUUGUUUCAUUUACUGUACAGUUUGAGCAGGU